Molecule: messenger RNA, 514 nt
Organism: Pongo pygmaeus (Bornean orangutan)
Lineage: Eukaryota; Metazoa; Chordata; Mammalia; Primates; Hominidae
Gene: SPMIP10
Product: sperm microtubule inner protein 10
Exons: 3
Coding region: 73-477 (134 amino acids)
Biological process (GO): flagellated sperm motility
Source: RefSeq, a predicted model, not a curated record
AGCGUUGUCAUCAUAAUUAGACUAGUGAGUUGGUGAAGUUUUAGAUGAGAAUUCCAUCCAUUGCUGUCAGGAAUGGCUUCAGGGAAAGAUACUUGUCCUACUUUGCCUAAACUCACUAACAACUGCUCUGAUGAGAGUCUCUACAAAUCUGCUAAUAAGUAUGAAGAGAUUCAUUUGCCACGAUUUUCAUUAAAGCAAGGGAUGAUCCCAAGACGUUAUGUUAUGCCUUGGAAAGAAAACAUGAUAUUCAGGAAUGUGAAUCUGAAGCAAGCAGAAGUGUGUGGGAUCCACACUGGCCCUUUAGAAGACUCGCUGUUUUUGAAUCACAGUGAAAGGCUUUGCCAUGGGGAAGAUCGGAAAGCUGUCUUCCAAAAAGGCCAACCAGAAAUAAAAAUUGCAGAUAUGCCUUUGCAUUCGCCUCUCUCCAGAUACCAAAGCACUGUGAUUGCCCAUGGCUUCAGGAGGCGACUAGUCUGAUGAAAGAAGAAUAAAAUAAUAAAGUGUUUCAAUCCUU